AUGGCGUCCCCCGCGGCGCAAAAGCGCGUCAAUGUCGCUGUAUCCAGGCUGAUCCCACCCGUGUUACUCGGCGCCGUGGUCUACGCUUCUUACGCGGUCACGAAACCCUUGUGCAUCGACUAUUUAAUUCAUCCAUUACCUUCCUAUCACCGAAACCCUCGAGUCGGCGCUGGCGCUGCGAUCCUUACCGUCUAUUAUAUCCUUUUAAUCCCCAUGGUUGUCACAUACCUGCAUCUUUAUUACCACGUCCUUUGGAACCCUGGAUAUCUUCCCCUCGGCGAACAGAAGCUGCAGGAUGAUGAAAGUAAUGAAAACGAGAAGAAGUCGAAGAAGUCGCACCGGAGGCGCCAUCGGAGGAGCGCGCGGAAAGCCGACCAGGAGAAGACGACUCAGUCGGAGACUGACGUGGAAAGGGGCUUGGGUCCCGUUUCUGGAGGCGCGGAAGCUUCAUUGGAGCUGGAUCUGGAGAGCUUUUAUACCAAAGAUGUCUUUGUGUGCCAGGAGGACGGUCGGCCUCUUUGGUGCUCCACUUGCUGCCAAUACAAGACAGAUAGGGCGCACCACUGCCGGGAGCUGGGCCGCUGUGUGCGCAAGAUGGACCACUUUUGUCCCUGGGUUGGAGGUGUGGUGUCGGAGACGUCGUUCAAGUUCUUUAUUCAAUUUGUGGUGUACACCUGUAUAUACUGCACUUUCGCGCUCAUAGUGUCUGCUUAUUUCACUGCAGAGAUUCGAAGAAACACCGGGGAGCAAACGCAUAUUGGUGCGAGCGCACUCUUCGCCUUUUUCACAGCUGGAAUGACUCUGAGUUCGUUGCAAAUGGGCAUAUUUAACAUCACAACAAUCGAGAACCUCAAUCGGCGCACCGCAGUCUGGACCCUUGCCAUCCGUGUGCCCGAGUAUCUUCUCGAUCGUCUCUGGGAUACCCAGUCCCCCUGGGCUCCAACAUUCCGUAUGGUCUCAUAUCCACCGGAGACAUCAACCGCAAGCCAACCGCAAGCCACAAACCCCUCCGCCGGCGAGCGCCACGUGUUUGCCAUACUCCACACCCUACCGGGCGAGAACCCAUUCGACCUGGGCUCUCCAUUCAAGAACCUCCAGCAAGUCAUGGGGCGCAGUGUACUCGAUUGGCUCCUACCGAUAAAACAGAGCCCAUGCGCCGAUCAUAGCAGCAUGGAAAGCCACUACGCCCUCGGCCCCGUUGUAACCCGCUUGAAGCAGGAGGCUGGACUGGUCCCGCCCGGGAAUGGGGCCAUUUCGGACCCCCCACAUUCGGGGCGUAGCCAGCGAAGGAAAAAUACCCAUUGA
Molecule: messenger RNA, 1305 nt
Organism: Penicillium brevicompactum
Lineage: Eukaryota; Fungi; Ascomycota; Eurotiomycetes; Eurotiales; Aspergillaceae
Product: DHHC family palmitoyltransferase
Exons: 5
Coding region: 1-1305 (434 amino acids)
Biological process (GO): protein targeting to membrane; peptidyl-L-cysteine S-palmitoylation
Cellular component (GO): Golgi apparatus; endoplasmic reticulum
Molecular function (GO): protein-cysteine S-palmitoyltransferase activity
Source: RefSeq, a predicted model, not a curated record